Cutaneotrichosporon cavernicola is the source of this 6177-nucleotide messenger RNA. RefSeq lists its product as uncharacterized. Lineage: Eukaryota; Fungi; Basidiomycota; Tremellomycetes; Trichosporonales; Trichosporonaceae. Bases 1 to 6177 code for a protein of 2058 amino acids. The transcript has 6 exons. Gene Ontology annotation, biological process: double-strand break repair via homologous recombination; replication fork processing. The record is from RefSeq and is a predicted model, not a curated record. Gene Ontology annotation, cellular component: nucleus; Cul8-RING ubiquitin ligase complex.
AUGCCUCCCCGCAAGCGCGCACGACGCAGCGGGGUGGAAGAGCCCACCCCAACUUCAACCCCACCGCCAUCCCAACCGCCGGGCACGCAGCGCAUCCGAACAGUCCCUGCUCCAGGACGAAACAGGUAUCGCACACGACACCGGCGCGAUGUACGUGGUCCAGAGCUGGCUGAGCUCGAGGGUGGGCGCGCCGACCUCGUUCCCCCCUCCGACGAUGAAGAGUAUGACGAGUGGCGUGCAGUUCGUGCAGUCGAGCGCGCGGAACAAGCUCGAGCCGAGGCUGAGGCUACAUCUGAUGUAGAAGAGCUGUUCACGAUGCCGGGUUCCCCGCGCCGAAGGGACCACCUUCCCUCGCAGUCGCCGCCUGUACCCGCUAUGGAGCCGGAGGCGCCCGUCCCGCCCCAUCCUCCACCGGACUCCGAGCUGGCAGACGAGACGAAGCUUUCACGACUCACUGGGCCGUCUCUCCCGCGACGAUCAUCACUACCGCCUACAUCACCUGUUCGAGCGCCGAGGCACCAACAGGAAGGCCUGGCCGUAACGUCUCCGGGAGGACCCGUCGCAGCGUCUUGGUCACCAAACGGACCCCUCGUGGAGGUCAACGUCGAGGAGAGCCAACUGCCUGCUGUCGAGGUCGCAGUCCCAGCAGACGGGGGAAUGGGAUCACCUAUGGACGCCGAGGAGAGCCAGAUCCCGGUUGAGGCGGUGGCCGCAAGCCCAUCUCCAGCACAUCUGGGACUGGGAUCGCUCAUGAGUGUCGAGGAGAGCCAGCUCCCCAUCCCUCAUGAGAUGCGCGAGGAGGAGGCGUGGGGAAUGGAUCUCGAUGUCGUCGAGGACGCGCCGAUGCCAAUUGACCUUGAAUACAGAUCGCGGUCGCCAACCCCAUCGUUCGCAGCGUCUGUGCCUCCUCAACCUGUGAUGGAUCUCGAGGUCUUCAACUACCCUCCUGCCACGAUCGAACUGGAUCCGGGAUCGCAGUCAGGUAGAGAAUCACUGGCACGCUCAGUGGCCCCUCAACCUUCCCCAGCCCUGCGACCCCCACCGUCCUCGCCAGAUGCCGUCGACCUCCUUGCAGCCAAUCGUGCUUCACAGUCCGCUCCAGUGAGGCCACCGCCGUCGCAAACUCGCGACAGUCACAUGGCCGUUGCGAGUGUCGCCGACACACCUCAACCCUUCAUCGACCCCGCUCUGCUCCAAUUCCGUUUCGUGAGGACGUUUCGCACCCGCACUGCCUUGCAACUCCAGCCGUACACUAAGGAGAAGCAGCAGUACGAGAAUGCGCUCCGCAAGGGCGGCCUCGCCAAGGGUCGCCGCGCAGUGGCUCCUUCAGCCGAGAUUCGCGCGGCGAACGAGCCCGACAAGACCCAGACUCAGGAUGACGACUCAUCUUCCUACAGUGAAGCCACGCCUCCUGAUGCCAUCGUGAUUGGAGGUACGCAAGAUCAGGCGCAGCCACGACGGCUCGAGCCCAAGCCAUUGGUCGAUGCCGACUACGACGAAUACUUCCUCGAGUUCGGCGAGGUCGUCGAGGAGGAGGACGAGGUUUGUCAGAAGCGGCUCCAGGUCAUCGCACGUAAGCGCCUAAGGGUGGCGAAGGAGGCACGUAGGAAAGAACGUGCCGCGGAGCGGACUCGCCGUGGCUUCGAAGCCUUGAUGAAGGAGACCGAGAAAGAGAGGGAAGCAGAGCGGAAAAAAGAGGCAGAGAAGAGGAAGGCUGAGCGAGAGAAGGCCGCGCAGAGGGUUACUGCAGAGAAGCAGAGGAAGGCAGCCGCUAACCAGGAGCGCGAGCGCGAGAGCAAUGCGCGACGAGGUGGUACUACCCAAAGCGUCAGCAAGAGGACUUCGAUGUUGGCCGUCACCGCGAGAGAGAAGAGCGUGCCCAAGGUGCCUCGCUCCAGCACAGUCCGGCGAGACCGAGGUGGAUCGGUAGGUGGGAAGGCAGGUGCAUCGCUAAUGUCCGAGACUUCUGUCAACCACACGCCAGGAGUGCCGGGCCGACCAGUCACUUACAGUCGCCGUCAGCAACGGCCUGUAGUGGAGCUGUCGGACUCUCCGUUAUCGUCGCCGCCGCCGUCACCUUCCCCCUCCCAGCGACAAGUCCCCCUACUGCCGAGCGACAUUCGUCCACGGGUUUGCACGCCGGCACUCACCUCACCGCUUGACCGCGCACGUCCUCCAACUGUGUCUUCCGGCAUGGUGCAGGUGGACAUAAUGGACCUCGGAGGCGGCCUGGAUGACUUUGGAGACGGGAUCGACGACAUUGGUGGCAAUAACUACGGCGACUUUAUCGGCAGCGCUGAUGGCAAACCAGCCACUCCCCGUCGUUUGUCAAGCCCUCCAGUUGUCCCGACCUCGCGGUCUACUCGUCGCCGUCGCAUUGUCUCGAGCUCGAGCCACUCGUCGGACGGGGACGCCAGUGAUUCUUCGCAACUACAGUUCGACAAGCGCCGCCGCAUUGCGGAGCGGAUGUUGCCACGGGCGAUGCUGAAGCGUCUGGAACAAGAGGCUACCCAGCAGAAACGUCGGAAGGACGACAGGCGUCGUCGCGCCGCCCGCGUAGACGACUCUCCGGUUCGCCCUGGGCACGCGGUCGUGCGGCGGCGUGGUGGUGGUGCCCUUGAUGACAUGGGUGACCUCUUCAACGACGAAUUGGAGUCUGACGAAGGAGGUGGCAUGAUUGGCUCCCAAGCUGAGGAGGGUAACGAGUCGGAGGCUUCGCCUGACGAGGACUUGGGCCGUCAACUUAUCCUCACUCUACAGAGCGACAGUGACGGCUCAGAGGCAAUAGAGGAUAAUGGCCGACCAGCGGCGCUGGCUCGUCUUCAGCGCGGCGACUUCGAGGCCAUCGUGCACGGCAGGCGGUCUAUGGAGCCACGCGAACGCCGACCAGCACGAGGCGAGCUUCGCAACCACCGUCCCGCGCUGCGCAUAACGAAACAUCCCGCGAAGCACCGGCAGGACACAGACGGCCUAAGCGCGCCCACCCGACGCGUCCUCGAUGAGUCGCAGUUGUACCAAACAAGACUGGACUUUUCUGUGGAAGGGAAGACUCCCGGUAAUCGUCACAAGGCGAAGUCAGAUGGCAGCAAGAGCAAGAGCAAGCACCACAGGGGUGACCGUACUAGUGGCGGCAGCUCUCGUGGUGGAAGGGGAGCAGUGCGCCCAGCCAUCCGCCUCGACGACAGCGUCAUCUUUGCCACAGGUGAUUUCGCAUUCUCGAGCGACUCAGAAGACAUCGAGGUCAUGGGCGAGACUCUUGCACCACGGGCCCCGCUGCGAGGGCCCCUCGCUCAGAUGACUGUGAAGGCCGGUCGUCUUUACGCACGGACCACAUCCUCACCAACUCCAGCACCCUUGCAACAGCGUCGCCCGGCCGCGGAACGGCAGCUGGAUGAAGGAGUGGGCAAGGCUCGGUCCUGGGCGAACUUCGAUCGGUUCCCGAUCGACUUCGAGAUCACACCACUUCCGAUGGGCGUGUACUGCUGCGGAGAGAGCAUCCCAGGUAGCGGGCGGCUUGGGAGGUUUCUUGGCCAGCUUGACGGCGAGUUUCUGGACGAACCGAGGUCCAUUUCAGCGUACGGCGUGUCACUGCACUCGGAGAUGGCGUCGGACGAGGCGCUCGAAGUCCUGCCAAUCGUCAUCGACGGCAUGGUGAGCUCGAUCCACAGCUUCAUCGAUGUGAGUUCGGCAGCGAGCGCCAUUCCCGAUCUCGUGCCGCUGCGGUUCUUCCGUGACUAUCUCGCACGAGCCGACAGCGAAAAGCGCGAGAAUUUGUUUCUGCCGUUCAAUAACCUGGGCCAGCGGCUCAACGACAUUUUCUUGGACAGCCGCCGCGUCCACCGGCAUCUCGUACUCCAUCUCCUUGAGGUUCGCUACGCGCUGCUCGAGAUUGUGGCGAUUGCGGGCGACCGUGAGAGCGUCUUCACAGCUGCAACGCGCCUGAUCAGCCUGCUUUUGGUGUACGGCUUCGACCGCACGGUUCGUCCGCUUCGACGCAUACUGAGUGGCCAGGCCGACACGCCCGAGGUCUCAGAUGUCACCGUGGCGCUAUGGGUGUCGCUCCUCCACAUCCUUGCAGCGUACGAUAAGCAGCACCCGCCGCCCACUAGCAACGCAGACGACACCUUCUCCAUUGCCCUGGCUGACGCACUGGACCGACGGUACAGCGGCGAGGUUGGGCCGCUGGCGGCUGAGCGCAUUUGGUUUCUUGUCUUUGGCCUCUGCGCGAUCUCCCAGUUCGGCCUGGACGGCACAGUCGUCGCUGACUAUACGCCAUUCCCGCGGUGGGCACUGGUCAAGCGUGCUCUAGGACACAUUAAGAUCACGCAUAGCCAGGAAGUCGAGGAGGCGGCACAUCUCGGCCAGCUCCAAGGUCGCGACAGGUACAUUAAGACAGUUGUGGCGCGCUGCCUCCGACUGUCGUCGACGUGGCGGUGGUACUUUGACUCGCGGAGCUUCUCCGUCGCCACGCGCGACCUCGGCAUGAUCUUCAAAGCGCGGCAGCACCGCAACCUGCCGACAGAGGCGCCAGUCGACUUUCCCCGCUUCAUCGCGGAUUUUGACAUCUCGUUGACCGCUGCAGACGACACCCGGAGAGCCUCAGCCUUCGAGCUGUGGCUCCGCCUGGCGUGCGUGGCUGCGUCGGAUCUUAUCGGGGCAGCGGAGGAACUGAGCGCUGCCCACCGUGCCGAGAGAGACGUCCAGCGCCUCAUCAUGUCCAUCUUCCCUCUCUCCGCGGUGCCGUUCACGCGCACGAAUCUGCCAACCCCAAAACAACUCGGCGCUCUCGUGAACCGGUACUCGACAAUGGUGGUCGCGUGCUAUUUCUCUCCGUCUCUCCUGCCGUGGCUGCUGGCCAACUCGCGCAAGUGGCUCGCCUUUGACACCGCCGACUUUGAAUCGCGGCAAAUCUGCAUCCGCGGGCUCAUGUACCUCGGCGUUGCGUGUCGCCAUCAUUCCCAUCCGCUCGAUACCGUGGCGGAACUCGAACAGCUCGGCCGUUCCACCAAGCUGCCCGGCUUCCCCACGGGCGUCGAGAUCGAGCGCACCAUGGUGCUCGUUGUGUCGUGUUUCCGUCAGAUCAUCCUUCACCCCGGCUACACGCAGCGCGUAGAGCCCGUCUACCCCGACCCUGUCCUACUUCAUGAGUCCUGGACCGCGCGCAUCUUCCAGCUCGACCUCGUCAAAGACGUCAAGUCAGGGUUAGAGAUUGUUGCGACCAUCCAAGCCUUCCUGGACCAGCGUGGGAAAGCGCUGCCCAAGCGUGCGCGUGUUGCGCGUUCGUCGCGCCAACAAGAAAGCGUCGACGACUACCCUAGCCUCGGGUUCGACUUUGACGCCAUAGACCUCGCCGCAUUGGGCGGUGACGAGGCGCCAGAAGACCCGAUCGAGCGACAGGACGCGGCCUUUGCGGACACCAUCGUUACUGUCAUCUGCCCUCGGAUCUAUCGCUUGUUGUCGGAUAUGCUGCCGGCGUCCGAGUCUGAAGAACCAGCCAAAGAGAAAGGUGCCGAGCGCCUCGUCUUCAUCAACCGCCUCACGCAGUGCUGGAGCGACUGUGCGGCGAUCGCGGUCGUCGAGCACCAGCGUCUCGGCUGGGACGUGUACCUGGCGCGGUACGGGCAGCAGUCAUGGUCGCGCAUCGGCAACGAGCUGGGCCGCAUCCGCGUCGGCCUGCAGUUCAUGACGAACGUGGCGCACACCGAUCCUGGGGCUUUCAGAACGCACGAAGACGAGUUCAUCCUGCUGCUCUUUCAAGGCAUCGUCACUGACCGCCUGACAAUCGAGCACAAGUACACGUCUGCGUUCUUCGCCCUGCCGGGUGCAAUGGACCACAUGCUCUUCGAGGGCGUACGUGCCGUCGGUGUAGAGGACCUCUCGCGGAGCGCGUUUAUGGAGAAGCGCAUUGCCAUUCUGGAGGUCGUGUUCCGCAACAUUCCCGGCCUCCUGAGCUCGCACCUCACCCCGGCGGGGAUGAAGGCGCUCAUCUGGCAGUGCAUCAACGUGCUCGUCGCCAGCAUCGUGAUGUACGAAGCUGCGAUUGACGCGCACAGGGUGCUGCAUCGACAGGGAUACAGGGUGUUCGCAAUGGAGGUGGUGUGCGCGCUGCGGCGGUAUGCUAGGGGGCACAUAAACGAGAACGCUGUGCCGGGGCUAAAGACGUUGACGUGGGCGUAG